Molecule: messenger RNA, 3209 nt
Organism: Silurus meridionalis
Lineage: Eukaryota; Metazoa; Chordata; Actinopteri; Siluriformes; Siluridae
Gene: rxrga
Product: retinoid x receptor, gamma a
Exons: 10
Coding region: 101-1396 (431 amino acids)
Biological process (GO): response to retinoic acid; cell differentiation; retinoic acid receptor signaling pathway
Cellular component (GO): nucleus; RNA polymerase II transcription regulator complex
Molecular function (GO): nuclear receptor activity; retinoic acid-responsive element binding; nuclear steroid receptor activity
Source: RefSeq, a predicted model, not a curated record
GCAGCGAGUCCUCAGCAGGAGGGACGGACACACACACACACACACACACACACACACACUAGAGACUUAAAGUGGACUUCAAUUCCACACUGGCUACCAGAUGGAUCAUACAGAAUACCUUCAUCUGAGUUCUUCGGUACAGGUUGACCACAGUCACCUAAGGCCACCCUCCCAUGCACCUAUCGGCUCCAUGGUAACACACCUCCACCCGUCUGUCAUAAGCGGUAUUACAUCACCCUACUCUGUCAUCACCUCGUCCUCAUCGCUGAGCUCAACUACUUCAUCCCUGCCCAGUCCACAUAACAUGGGCUUCAGUCCUCAGAUAAACAGUCUGGAAGCCUCAAGAGACAUUAAGCCUCCUGCUAAUAUCAGUAGCAGCUACCAGUGCGUCAGUCCAGGCUCUCUUUCGAAACACCUGUGCUCCAUCUGUGGUGAUCGCUCUUCUGGUAAACACUAUGGAGUAUACAGCUGUGAAGGCUGCAAGGGUUUCUUCAAAAGAACUGUCCGGAAAGAUCUGACAUACACAUGCCGGGACAGUAAGGAGUGCUUAAUAGAUAAGCGCCAGAGAAAUCGGUGUCAGUACUGCCGCUAUCAGAAAUGCUUGGCAAUGGGAAUGAAGCGGGAAGCUGUGCAGGAAGAAAGGCAACGGGGUCGAGAUAAAAAUGACAACGAGGUUGAUUCCAGCAGUGGUUUAAAUGAAGAAAUGCCAGUGGAGAAGAUUUUAGAUGCUGAAUUAUCUGUGGAGCCAAAAACAGACACCUACAUUCAGACUAAUGCAGACAACUCAACAAACGAUCCUGUCACCAACAUCUGCCAGGCAGCUGAUAAACAGCUCUUCACCCUGGUGGAGUGGGCAAAACGCAUCCCACAAUUUUCUCAGCUACCUCUGGAUGAUCAGGUCAUCCUCCUACGAGCAGGUUGGAAUGAGCUGCUCAUCGCAUCAUUCUCUCAUCGCUCUGUGUCAGUGAAGGAUGGUAUUGUGUUAGGCACCGGGCUGCAUGUCCACCGCAAUAGCGCUCACACUGCAGGAGUGGGGUCCAUCUUUGACAGGGUUCUUUCUGAACUGGUCUCUAAAAUGAAAGACAUGCAGAUGGACAAGACGGAGCUCGGCUGCCUCAGAGCCAUCGUUCUCUUCAACCCAGAUGCCAAAGGUUUAUCCAGUCCAACUGAAGUAGAGGCACUGAGGGAAAAAGUUUAUGCUGCACUGGAGUCAUAUACCAAACACAAAUAUCCAGACCAGCCUGGCAGGUUUGCGAAGCUUUUGCUGCGUCUUCCGGCUCUUCGCUCCAUCGGUCUCAAGUGCCUCGAGCAUCUUUUCUUUUUCAAGCUCAUCGGCGACACACCGAUAGACACAUUCCUCAUGGAGAUGCUGGAAGCGCCACACCAAAUCACGUGAUGCUAAUAACAUCCUUUACCCUGUACAUACCCACCUCAUGCCCUGAUCUUCUUUUAUACUACAUUAAAAACAAAGGACAAUGUAAUUGUUAUUAAAUAAAAAGCACAUUAUUAAUUUUAAUUUUGUAAAUAGAUCUUGUCCCUGAUGUAGUACAAAGUGAUUCUAAUCGAUGUGAGACUGUGUUAACUGCCAAUAUGUAUUUUGUAAUGUUAUGUAAAAAGAAGAAAAAAAUGUUUUAAAUAGCACUAUCUAGCGUUUUCUUUGUUUCUAGCAAAAGUCUUUAGGACUGAUUUAUUUUCUUUUUUUUUUUUUUUUACAUUUUAUAGCCAUGUUUCCACUUUGGAAGAACAGGCUGUGAGGGCUGCAAUAUUGAACUUCUUUUUUUUAGUGGUUCAAAUUAUAUUUUAGAAAAUGUUUUUUGACAAUUAAGAGUUGAAAUAAAACUGAAAUUAACUUAAUAAUAAUAAUAAUAUAAUAAUAAUUAACUUUAUUUUAUAGAGCGCAUUUAAAAGUUACAAGUGUUUCAAAUCGUUUUACAAGCGUAAAAAAAAAGUAAAUACACACAUCAUACAUACAUCACAAAAGAAAAUUACAUUAAAGUUACCCUGAAAAAAAUCCAAUUGAAGAGCAGACGUUUCUGAGAAAAAUUUUUGUAUUCAGAAAAGUGAGGAUUGAAUGUAAUGUUUAAGUCUUAACAUUGUUAUGCUCCGUUACUGUUAUGUACGGAGUUUCACAUGUUUCUGUGGGUUUCCUCAGGGUUCUCUGUCAUUGUGACUGAUUUUGGAUGCUAAAGUUACCCACAUAUUAAGUACAGGUGUUCCACAACAUGUGUAUAUAUAUAUAUAUAUAUAUAUAUAUAUAUAUAUAUAUAUAUAUAUAUAUGGACAAAUGUAUGGGUCACCUGACUUUUUCAGCCAUAUAUAGUUCUUCCACCACGCUUUUACCAAAAGGCACACAAUUGUAUAAGAUGUCUUUGGAUGUGGUGACCCAAACAUUUCAAAUUAACUAUGCUCCUGUGUAAAAAGCCAGCUCCAUGAAAAUCUUGUUCACAUGGGUUGGAACAUCUUUGAAUACUGCCCGCAUCUCAGACCUGCUUACCCUACAUAAGUACCUUACUUUACUAAUGCUCUGAAUGACCAGAAAUCUUCACAAGCACACUUUAAAAUCUAAUGGAACAUCUUCUCAGAAGAGUGGAGGUUAUUAGAAUGGCAAAUCGGGACAAAAUUUGGAAUGGGAUGUUCAAAAAGCACACACAAAUCACGGUCAGAUGUCCACAAUUUUUGUCUAUAUAAUGUAUAUGUGUAUAAUGAUGCAUAAAUGGACUGUUUUUGAAAGAUAAAUUGCCAAUUUUGUUUAAAACAUCUUUAAACAAUAACCCCAUUGUGGAUGGGAUUGGAAAGUCGUGACUUGACAUAUGUCUCUCUUGUUUAUCAGGCUGAUAGACUGAGCAGUUAAACGUGUUUAAGGCAAAAGAAAGAGAAAAGAGUACACCACAUGUCUGGACUGCAGCAUUUAGCUGUUUUAAAGCCUAUAACUGUAACAGAAGGUUUUAAUAAUCAGAACAAUGUGCUCCUUGGUGUGGCAUGCCACAUUUUCAUUAGAAAGACAUUACCUCAGCAAAGGCAUAAUCCCGCAAAGCGGAUGUCUUUCCUCACAUGUACUUUUAUUCUUCACACGCACUCUUUUUAUUGCACCUGUAAAAAUACUAUUACAUCAUUAUAAAACUGAGAAACACAGAAAACAAGAAAUCAUCUGGCAAAUGUUUUGUACAUUUAUGUUAAUGCUAUUAUUAAUAAACCCUCAUCUACUCUCA